UUCAUAAAUUAAAAUUUACUUGAAAUAUUUUUAAUUACAUAAAAUUGAUUUUCCCUUGUGCAAGUAACGGAAUUUAAUUUUGUUAAGUUGGUUUAAAUGCAUUAAGUUUCAAAACAAGUGCGGUAAAGGUAAAAUUGUCAGAUUUUGAUUUUUGUUUGUGUUUGGGAGCUCAAUUCAAGGCACAUCUCGAUCUUCAUACUUUUAAAGCUUUUGUGAUUCUAGACUUGUAUUGGGGAUACCGGGAUAGGACGCCGCGGAGGACUUUUCUGCCUGAAUAUUUAAACACGGUGCAAAAAAUUAUUACAUCCAUACAUUUAAGUUUUAUUGGACAGAAGAGACAGAAGCAAUACAAAGUAUUGAGCUCCGCUGCCAUAGAGACUACAGAGAGAAACCUUUCAAACGGAAUGCAACGCUCAAAUUGAAUAAGAAAUAUCAAAAUUUUAAACAUGGACAAGAAUUUGAACAAAUCACCAACAGUAUGGACUCGUCCCGCUGACGUUAUGAAAAUGCACAGAGUGAAGAAGCGAGCUCUACAAGCUCGUAUGUUGGACAAUAGCACUGUCUCAAGAGGGAACAUACUUGACAUCCUUGGGGAUAACAAAGCAGCGUCCAGCAAUGAAAUUGAAAAGCCUGAUGAGGCUGUUGAAUCACGCCUCAAUCCAUUUCGGAGAGAUUUGACUAAAAGGUUUAAGGCUUCCUCUGGCAGUUCAAUCUCAAACUGUGACCUUGAUGCCUCAAAUGACAAUACUCUGUUUCAAUUGCUCAACCAGUCCAGCUCGAGGGACUCGCAACAAGGCCCGAGCAAGGAAGCUCUCACAGACUCUUUUGCAGACUUCUUAGAUAAAAUCACCGGAUCCCAAAUCGCUGCAGAGUCUCUAAAAAAGAGGGACUCUGUCCUUCCUAUUGACUGGUCGCUCAAAUCUAAAGUGAGAUUUUUCUCAAAGAAACCACUUCCGUGGAAUCAAAACCUGAAGAUGCUGGACGAAGCAUCAGGGACAACUGCCUUUGCAAGAUGCAUGGAUUUGAAAAGUUCAGAGACCUCACCAUCCAUCAGCACAGGCAUUAAUGCUCAGCUGCAGCAGACAUGUCUGACAUGGCAACACCCUGCCUUGCCGUGGCUCUCCCUGUUUCCUAGGACAAAUGCCGAUAAAAAACAGAAGAAAAUUUCUACACCCUUAGAUCAAAUAAUAAAAGAUGCUCUACACAAUGCUUGGAGAGAAAGUUUUCGGUCAUUGCUGCAGCUGGUCAGAGCGCAUCAGUGCCCCUACUUUUACCUUUGCGCAAACAAGUUCACAUGUUUGGUGCGAGCAGCCGGCAUUGGUGGCUUUGAGGAAAUAAAUGCAAUCAUAUCACCGACCACCUCUGGCUUUAGGAGGCUCCUGCAAAACGAUGAAAUAUCCUUCACGCUGCCGUUGCAAAAGGAAGGAGUAUCAAGUAACUCUUCGCCUGGUGACCUAGAUGAGUCAAGAGAUGGCCAAGCAAGUGACACUGAUCCCAUUGAAGAGACAGAGGACGAGGUGGAUGAUGAAGAGGCAGUCGAGUGGUUGCAGAGCAUUGGUGUUGCUGAGGCAGAGAUCAAGAAAUUAAACUCGACACAAAGCAAAAUUAAAAAUGCAAAAACCACACAAAUUGAUCAGAAGCCGUCUUCAACUGUAGUUGUCCAAACAGAUGCAGAAGUCAUGGCUCUUUUCAACCUUUUGUUGAACUGCCGCAGCAUAACAACUACCAUUGGCACAUUGGCAGGGAUUCCCCCAACUCUAUUAGCUCCCGUUGCAUUCCACGGAGCAACGUUAGUGCCUCUUUUGGUGGGGCAAAAGACUGUAAACAUGAAGGGGGAGCAGUUUUUCAGUGCCGAGAUUGUUGGUCCUGUUCUUCCACAUACUCUACGAGAGCUGUGUGCACAGUUAGAGGCACACCAAAGCCAAUUCUCCAUGACUAGCUCCAUCGUGGAUCAUAGCAAGGCCUUUUCGACGCUGCCUUCACCUGAAAAGCCACCCAGCACAAGCGCCUUUGCUCAGGAGAACCUUAGGGACUGCGGACUGACCUCCUAUUCGCUGAAAGCUUUAUGCCAAGUGGGCCCAAUGUCUGUGCUGGCUGGGGUUAAAUUCCAAAACAGCCAAUAUGUGUGCCAUGACUGAGUUUCAUCAAAUUAACAAUUAUUAACUAACUCAUGUGCCUUGGGAAAUUCAUAUUUAAGGAAUAAAAAGUUACAUUUUAUUGAAAUAAUUUAUUUCACUUAACGAGGCAGAAGUGUAACAGAAUGAGCGCAAUAUAUUUUUGUUCUUAUUGCUAUAAGCACUCGUAUCAAAGUUGUAUAAACAUGGAUUAAUUUGUCUUCUUUACUAAUUAUUGGUCAUUUUUUUGAAAGUGUCCAUGUUGGCGUCUUGGGUGCGCCGUCAUUUAGAGACAGCGAUGGGAAAUUAUUGUUGAGCACGUGGCUGUCUAUGUGUGCUUUCUUGUCCUUGGAACUCAAUACCUGGCCGCAAGUCACACACUCAAUGAAAUCACCUUUUUGACCAUGUGCCAGCCAAAGCUCCUAAGAGAUGCAAUUUUGAGGUUACAUUGUGUUAGAAAAUCUGCUCCGAAAAUUGGCAUUUUUAUUUAAUAUUUUUUUUUUUAUGAAAGACCUGCUUUUAUCGAGUUAAUAUAAAUUUGAUAAUUUUAUUGCAUUUGGA
Messenger RNA from Neocloeon triangulifer, 2675 nucleotides. RefSeq names its product protein downstream neighbor of son homolog (gene hd). Gene Ontology annotation, cellular component: nucleus. Lineage: Eukaryota; Metazoa; Arthropoda; Insecta; Ephemeroptera; Baetidae. The coding region runs from base 447 to 2138 and encodes 563 amino acids. Gene Ontology annotation, biological process: nuclear DNA replication. The record is from RefSeq and is a predicted model, not a curated record. The transcript is spliced from 10 exons.